This is a messenger RNA of Eublepharis macularius, 2057 nucleotides long. Its product is annotated as polycystin-1-like. NCBI's taxonomy places the organism in Eukaryota, Metazoa, Chordata, Lepidosauria, Squamata, Eublepharidae. The transcript is spliced from 12 exons. Gene Ontology annotation, biological process: kidney development. Gene Ontology annotation, molecular function: protein binding. The record is from RefSeq and is a predicted model, not a curated record. Gene Ontology annotation, cellular component: membrane. The coding region runs from base 93 to 2057 and encodes 654 amino acids.
ACGUCAACAUUACCAGUCGCUUCUGCUGCUCUCUUGUUAGUGCCCACAUCUCUGUCUUUGCCAGUCUCUGCCAGUACUUCCAUUUCCCCAGCAUGCAAUGGAGCAUAGAGGGAGUGACCCCAACAGCUGCCUCCAGUCCCAAGGAAAUUGUGUGUCAGACAGAACAUCUCACUGUCUUUGGGGCUAGCCUCUUUGUGCCUCCUCACAAGGUUAUCUUCUUGCCACCGAAGAUGCACUUCCAGCAGAGCCCUUUGGCAGUCAUCACUUGCUGCAUUGUCUUUGCCAUCUACCUGGGACUAGCACUGAUAACCCACAAGCUGGAUGAUAUUGAUGUCGCUCGAGUGGGGGUUAUCCCUCGGUGUGGCCAGCCUGGACGCUACAAAUACUGGGUGAUAGUGAAGACCGGUUGGAAAAGAGGCUCAGGUACCACAGCUCAUAUAGGGAUCAGCUUGUACGGGCUGAACAAAAGUGGCUCUCGCCACCUGGACAAAGGCUGGGCUUUCCAGAGAAAUAGUCAGGAUAUUUUCCAGGUGGAGACAGAUGCAAACCUAGGAGAGAUCUGGAAGAUCCGCAUCUGGCACGAUAACACUGGGCUGGACCCUUCUUGGUAUUUGCAACAUGUCAUUAUAUGGGACAAGCAGACAAACAAUAUGUAUUUCUUCCUAGUGGAGGAUUGGCUGUCUGUGGAAAAUGAAAAGAAUGAAGGAAUGGUGGAAAAGGAGGUGCUGGCAGCAUGUCCCCAGGAACUGAAGUGCUUUUCCCGUAUUUUCCCUGCACAAAUGCGCCUUGGCUUUUCUGACUGGCACGUGUGGCUUUCUGUUUGGAGCCGCCCUCCUAGUAGCCAUUUUACCCGAGUACAAAGGCUCACGUGCUGCACGCUCAUGGUUAAUCUCUUCUUGGCUGUAUGCACCACCUGGUAUGGAACCAUAGGCAUUGAGGGACACAGCAAUCCUCUGGGAAGGCAGACCUCCAUGACAGCAGAGAGCAUUGCGGUUGGAGUCGUUGUGGCUGUAGUGGUUUACCCCAUACAACUACUCGUCACCUUCUUCUUCAGGAAAACCUACAGUAAGGUCAUAAUAGAAGACCCUGAUCCACCGGCUCAGGACACCCAAACGGUUGAGAUGGAAGUGUCUCUGAAGUGUUCCAACCUGGGUAGCUCCUCUUUCUUAUCUAUCCCAGGGAGACUGGAGUCCAUUGUGGACAUGGGUUCCAUCAGCAGUGAGUCCCGCAUGAGUGAAAGUCCAGCUUCCAAACAGGAGAACUUUGCGGGAGCCAGAAAAGACAGGGUUGUAGAACAAUGGCCCUCAUGCAACAGCAUCUUUGAUAUCCCUGACUUUUGGAACUCUGAUUCUUUGACAAACCGGCGUCGGAUUCUCAAGAGGAAGAAGGCCCUGGUAAAGCUAGGAAUCAAUGAGUCCCUCUCCAGUGCUGAUGACGAUCCCUUAUCGUUUUCCUUAGAAGGUUCUGAGAACAGCAGAAGGUCCAGCUCUGGCCAUCACUCAGGGUUGCCGCGAAGACCUCAGGAGUGGCUCUUCCCUGCUGGGAUGCUGCCAGCAAUCUACAUGUUCAUCUUCUUGCUGGUUGCUGGCUGUUUCUCCAUCAACAUCAUCUAUGGUUCUUUCUUCCUUGACCACACUACCUUGAUGUGGCUGAUCUCCUCUUCCUUUGCUUUCAUCACUACUGUCAUUUUUCUGGAGCCACUGAAGGUGGUGGUGGGGGCUCUGCAUGCUGCUCUCGUUAGCAAGCCGGUGGAGAGCGAAGGUGAGGUGCUGGUGGAAGAGCCCUUGGUGAAGCAGAUGCCGGAGCGAGUGGGGAAGGUACGAGUGCCCUGUGGUUAUGGGCUAUUGCAAGCCAAGGAAGAGGCCAAGAAGGUCCGCUUGCUCAGGGGACUGAUGUGGAACUGCAUCACUCAUAUGCUUUUCCUCCUUGUGGUGCUGACCAUCAAUUACCGGAGUUGCUUCCAUGACAACAACAUCCACCUUUUGCAUGCUGCUGUCAAACAGGCCAUCACUGUAACAAAUGACAAAGAAUUGAACUUCACUUCUGUGCACAGGUGA